Pelodiscus sinensis (Chinese soft-shelled turtle) is the source of this 1902-nucleotide messenger RNA. The record is from RefSeq and is a predicted model, not a curated record. NCBI's taxonomy places the organism in Eukaryota, Metazoa, Chordata, Testudines, Trionychidae.
AGUUGAGAUCUCCCUUGAAGUAGGAUCUGGAUCAGGUGUGGUUUCAACAUUUCUGGCUUCCAUUGUGGGACCCAGUGCAUUGUACAUAUGUACAGAUAUAAACCCUAUGGCAGCUUUUUGUACCUUGGAAACAGCUGUACUUAACAAAGUUUACAUUCACCCAGUAAUUACUGACUUGGUCACAGGAUUGUUACCAAGAUUAAAUGGAAAAGUUGAUCUCCUGCUAUUUAAUCCACCGUAUGUGGCAACCUCCUCUGAAGAGGUAGAAAGCCAUGGAAUAGAGGCAGCCUGGGCUGGAGGCAAAAAUGGCAGAGAAGUAAUGGAUAGACUUUUUCCUUUAGUACCAGAUCUGCUUUCAACAGGAGGGUUAUUCUAUUUAGUUACAGUUAAGGAGAACAAUCCAGAUGAAAUUUUGGAAACAAUGAAGAAAUAUGGUUUAAGGGGUACUAGAGUACUUUCUAGACAAGCAGGAAGAGAAACUCUCUCCAUUCUCAAAUUCAGCAAGUCCUGAUGACUAUUAAAUCUUCCAUUGCUGAAGAGAUUGAAAGAUAUCCUGAGUUGAAGUACAGGCUCUCUGUGCCAAUGAAGAUCCUGUGGAAAAUGCUCAUCAAAGUGAUGGCAAGAUCCCUCACUAGAUUUUAACACUAAGGGCCUGUUUCUCCAACUCUACAGGAGGUAAUGAUAUCAAGAAAACAAAAAAACUCCCAGGGAGUUAUCCCAAGUAUUCUGGACUCUCUUCAAGACAGCAUAAACAAAGGACUCCAGCCCAGCAUGUAGCACGCCAGGUGUCAACCAUAAUUAACAUCUUACAAGCAGUGUCCUUCGAUUUCUUGGCCGACAAUCCUCAAAUAUCCAGAUUUCUCAGAGCAGUCAAACUGGACAGUUUCAGUGUAAGACUGUGGUACGGUGAACAGUUACUUUAGUCAGAGCUCUGAUCAAAAUGUCAUCCAGGAACAGAAUGAAGUGAGUGCCCCAAGUCUACCUGUGCCCACCACCAGCACCUUUAUAGAACACUGCUUUAAUGUGGUCCAGUGUUUACAGGACAUUUCUGUCAUAUUUUUGGGGUAGAAGGGAGGCCUGUAGUGGUGAAGAUAGUGAUCCAUAAAUGAACUGCCAUAGGGGCAGAAACUGUGCAGCAAGCUAAAGGGACUGUGAGUAACACAGCUGCUGUCCUCAAACUGCAGGCAAAGAGGAUUAUUCCAUCUGUCUCAAUUGCAAUAGACUCAGAAGUACAGUAAUUGACAGUAAUGCAUUUAAAGUUAGAAAAUACUACAAGAGUCCCACUAAACAAGGAUUACUCUCAGUUCUUGAGCUAUUUUGAUAAAAUGGUUUUGGAGCUGCUAAAUGUUGUGCUGUAAGUAGGAAUAGGACCAGUGGGUGUUACUCUUCAUAUCUUGUGACAAAUAUUUCCAAGAAAAACAUGGCAGACCACACACUGUAUAGUAUGGGGUGAAAUCCUGGCUCUAUUGAACUGAGUGAGAUGUGUGGUUAAGAUUUCAGCCUUAGAUAUUGCAGUGACUUGAAUAUCAAGACCCUAUGUUUUAUAUUCUACUGUAUAGUUACUCUGCCAGUGGUUUAAGAUUAAUCUUCUUUCAAAAAUUGUUACCGCAAGAGAUUAAACAAUUAUGAAUUACCAAAGGGCAGGUAUAGGCUAGAAAGAGUUGCCACAGCCAGAUAUUUUGAAGAAGAAAGGUACUGCUUCCCACCACCAAACUCUGGACUACCGGAUGCCUAACAGAACCACCUGCAAGCCACUCUAUGCUGUCUUUAGUAGCAGCCCUUAUCUCAUGAACUGCAUUUAACUAAUGAAGGUGUAUGGUGUUUGUUUAUCCAGCAGAAGUUGUCUCCUAAUCUAAAUAAUCAUUUAGAAUGGUUAAUAUUUAAUAAACUACUGAAACAAAA